Messenger RNA from Cryptococcus wingfieldii CBS 7118, 1023 nucleotides. RefSeq names its product dihydrodipicolinate synthase. The coding region runs from base 1 to 1023 and encodes 340 amino acids. The transcript has 5 exons. The record is from RefSeq and is a predicted model, not a curated record. Gene Ontology annotation, molecular function: 4-hydroxy-tetrahydrodipicolinate synthase activity. Lineage: Eukaryota; Fungi; Basidiomycota; Tremellomycetes; Tremellales; Cryptococcaceae.
AUGACUACUUCCAACGGCAACUCCCCCACUCGACUUUGGGCCGGCGGUCCUUCCGUCCCUCUCAUCACUGCCAUGAACGACGACGAGAGCAUCAACUAUGAAGCUCUUGCUAAGCAGACCGUUCGACUUGCCAAGGCCGGUAUGGGUAUCGUUCUCCUGGGCACCAACGGUGAAGCUUCUCAUCUCUCUACAGAGGAGCGAAAGAAGUGCACUGUCGUCGUCCGAAAGGCGCUCGACGAUGCUGGGUUCGCUGACGCGCCGCUUUUGGUCGGUACCGGUGCUGGUUCAGCUCAAACCACUAUCCAGGUCACCAAGGAGGCGGCUGAGGCCGGUGCGAGUCACUCUAUCGUCAUCACCCCUGGGUACUUUUCCUUCGCCAUGGGUCGGGAUCGUCAAGCUAUCAAGGACUUUUUCAUCAAGGUCUUUGACGAGUCGCCUAUCCCUGUCAUGAUCUACAAUUUCCCUGGUGCCGCUUCCGGUAUUGAUCUUACCUCUGACGAGAUUAUCGAGCUCUCCAAUCACCCCAAUUGCUUCGGUGUCAAACUCACUUGCGCCAUGAUCGGCAAGGGUCACCGAAUCGCCGCCUACACCCAGUCCGAAGCCUAUCUCGCCAAGCAGUCUGCAUCUCUCAAAGCGUCUACCGUCACCGGACAAUUCCAGGUCCUCCCAGGUUUCUCCGAAUCUACCCUCCCCGCACUCAUCUCUCGCCACACUGGCUGCAUCACUGGUACUGGUAAUGCCAUCCCCAAAACCAUCAGGAAACUGUGGGAGUCGUCUGUGAAGGGUGUCAAGGGCGACGCGAAGGCUCUCGCCGAGGCCCUGGAACUGCAAGAUAGGGUGGCUGAGGCGGAUUGGACCAUUGUCAAAGCUGGUAUUCAGGGGACUAAAUACUUCCUUGACCACUAUGUUGAGAAGGGUCUUGGUGGUCCUGCCCGUCUUCCUUUGGGUACGAUCUCUCCCGAGACUAAGAAGCUUAUCGAAGUCGACCUUAAGGGUGCUUGGGAGUUCGAGCAGUCGUUGUAG